CCAGAUACUCUCAGUCAUAUUUUAGGGUUUCAGAUCUCUCCGAUCAUCUUCUUCAUUCAGCUGAAUAGCAUAGGGUGUUGAGGUGGCAGUUAGAGAUGUCGCGGUUUCAUGUUGGAGGAAAGGUAGUAGACAAAGUUGAUUUGCUGAGGAAGAAACACUGGGCAUGGCGAUUUGAUGUGUGGCCUUUUGCUAUUCUCUAUCUACUGUGGCUAGCUAUUGUGGUUCCUAGCAUAGACUUUGGGGAUGCUACCAUUGUCCUCGGCGGCCUUGCAGCGCUCCACGUAUUAGUCUGGCUCUUUACUGCUUGGUCUGUAGAUUUCAGAUGUGUUGUUCAGUAUGGUAAGGUUAAUGAUAUUUACCUUGCUGAUGCAUGUAAAAUAACCCCAUCAAAAUUUUCUGGCUCUAAAGAGGUUGUGCCUCUUCAUUUUCGUAAAAAGACGAUGAAUUCUUCAUCUUCAGCAGAGGUGGAGGAGAUUUACUUUGAUUUUAGGAAGCAAUGUUUCAUCUACUCUAAGGAGAAGGACACUUUCUGCAAGCUUCCUUAUCCUACCAAGGAAACAUUUGGCAACUAUCUAAGAAGUACUGGCCAUGGCUCUGAAGCUAAAGUUAUCUCUGCCUCUGAAAAAUGGGGACGCAACGUAUUUGAAUAUCCGCAACCUACUUUCCAGAAAUUAAUGAAAGAGCAUUGCAUGGAGCCCUUUUUUGUGUUUCAGGUCUUCUGCGUGGGCCUUUGGUGUUUGGAUGAGUACUGGUAUUACAGUUUGUUCACCCUAUUCAUGCUGUUUAUGUUUGAAUCAACUAUGGCAAAAAGUCGGUUGAAGACUCUAAGUGAGCUGAGGCGUGUUAGAGUGGAUAAUCAGACCCUAAUGGUGCAUCGGUGUGGGAAGUGGGUGAAACUUUCUGGAACUGAACUCUUGCCUGGGGAUGUUGUCUCCAUUGGGCGUUCUUCUGGUCCAAAUGGAGAAGAUAAGACUGUACCUGCAGACAUGCUUAUAUUAGCUGGAAGUACUAUAGUGAAUGAAGCCAUCCUCACUGGCGAGUCAACUCCUCAAUGGAAGGUUUCAAUAGCAGGAAGGGGAAUUGAGGAGAAGUUAACAGCUAAGCGUGAUAAAAAUCAUAUUUUGUUUGGUGGAACCAAAGUACUGCAACACACUGCAGAUAAGAGCUUUCCUCUGAAAUCUCCUGAUGGUGGCUGCUUGGCUGUUGUUCUACGUACGGGUUUUGAAACAAGUCAAGGAAAACUUAUGAGGACAAUUUUAUUUUCUACAGAGAGGGUUACUGCUAACAGCUGGGAAAGUGGUUUGUUCAUUUUAUUUCUAGUUGUAUUUGCCAUAAUUGCUGCUGGUUAUGUACUUAAAAAGGGGCUAGAGGAUCCUACAAGGAGCAGGUAUAAGCUUUUCCUGAGUUGUUCGCUCAUCAUUACUUCUGUGAUCCCCCCUGAGCUACCUAUGGAAUUAUCAAUAGCUGUUAAUACAUCAUUGAUUGCAUUGGCACGACGUGGAAUAUUUUGUACAGAACCCUUUCGAAUCCCAUUUGCUGGAAAGGUUGAUAUAUGUUGUUUUGAUAAAACUGGGACGCUGACAUCAGAUGACAUGGAGUUCUGUGGAGUUGCUGGGUUGAGUGACAAUGUAGAUCUAGAAUCUGAUAUGACUAAAGUUCCUUCUCGCACAGUUGAAAUUCUGGCUUCUUGUCAUGCUUUGGUCUUUGUAGACAACAAACUGGUUGGUGAUCCUCUUGAGAAAGCUGCACUUAAAGGAAUUGACUGGAGUUAUAAAUCCGAUGAGAAGGCAGUUCCUAAAAAGGGACCUGGGAAUGCAGUACAGAUAGUUCAGAGGCACCAUUUUGCAUCCCACUUAAAAAGAAUGGCAAUUGUUGCUCGUAUCCAGGAAGAAUUUUUUGCAUUUGUCAAGGGUGCACCUGAGACCAUUCAAGAUAGACUCACUAAUUUGCCUCCAUCAUAUGUUGAAACUUACAAGAAGUAUACACGUCAAGGAUCACGUGUCCUGGCGCUUGCUUUUAAGUCACUUCCAGAUAUGAUGGUUAGUGAAGCUAGGAACUUGGAUAGAGAUAUUGUGGAGAGCGGCCUAACUUUCGCUGGUUUUGCUGUAUUUAACUGUCCUAUAAGAGCAGAUUCAGCGGCUAUUCUAUCUGAGCUGAAGAAUUCAUCACAUGAUUUGGUGAUGAUUACUGGUGACCAAGCUUUGACAGCUUGCCAUGUUGGUAGCCAAGUUCAUAUUGUAUCAAAACCAGCAUUAAUUCUUGGUCCAGCUAGGGGUGGUGAAGGAUAUGAAUGGAUGUCACCUGAUGAGACAGAGAUCAUUUGCUACAGUGAGAAAGAGGUUGAGGCUUUGUCAGAGACUCAUGAUCUCUGUAUUGGAGGUGACUGCAUUGGAAUGUUACAGCAGACAUCAGCUGUUCUACAAGUGAUUCCCUAUGUGAAGGUUUUUGCUAGAGUUGCCCCAGAGCAGAAAGAACUAAUCAUGACCACUUUCAAAACAGUAGGGAGAAUAACUUUGAUGUGUGGGGAUGGGACAAAUGAUGUUGGAGCUCUUAAGCAGGCCCAUGUAGGUGUUGCACUAUUGAAUGUCAUGCCUCCAGCUCAAAGUGGGAACUUAACAGAAACUUCUAAAGAUGAAAGUUCUAAGCCUGCAAAGUCAAAGAAAUCUAAACCUGUAGUAGAAGCAGCAGGCAAAGCUGUCAGUCACGGUGCAGAAGCCUCAUCCAAAGGCAAAGUUGUCACAAAAUCAGACUCUAGUAACCAUGCAGCUGGUAACCGGCAUCUGACUGCUGCUGAAAUGCAACGGCAGAAGCUGAAAAAGAUGCUGGAUGAGCUUAAUGAGGAGAGUGAUGGUCGCUCAGCUCCCAUUGUGAAACUUGGGGAUGCCUCGAUGGCAUCACCAUUCACCGCAAAACAUGCAUCAGUUGCUCCGACCACUGACAUCAUCCGUCAGGGUCGUAGCACUCUGGUGACUACCCUCCAGAUGUUCAAGAUACUUGGCCUUAACUGCCUUGCCACAGCAUAUGUGUUGAGUGUUAUGUAUUUGGAUGGCGUCAAACUUGGUGACAUCCAGGCCACAAUCAGCGGUGUGUUCACAGCUGCGUUUUUCCUCUUUAUCUCACAUGCUCGCCCCCUUCCCACACUGUCAGCUGAACGGCCCCACCCCAAUAUUUUCUGCUCCUAUGUGUUCCUUUCUCUCAUGGGACAGUUUGCACUUCACCUAAUUUUCUUGAUUUCUUCUGUCAAAGAGGCUGAGAAAUACAUGCCUGAGGAAUGCAUUGAGCCAGACUCUGACUUUCAUCCUAACCUUGUAAACACAGUCUCUUACAUGGUUAGCAUGAUGCUCCAGGUGGCUACCUUUGCAGUGAAUUACAUGGGCCAUCCUUUCAACCAAAGCAUCUCCGAAAACAAACCCUUCUUAUAUGCCCUAGGAGCUGCUGUUGGUUUCUUCACCGUUAUAACAUCAGAUCUGUUUAGGGGCUUGAAUGAUUGGUUGAAGUUGGUGCCUUUACCUGUGGGAUUGAGAGAUAAGUUAUUGCUGUGGGCUCUUCUCAUGUUUUUGUCCUGCUAUUCAUGGGAGAGAUUGCUGAGAUGGGCUUUCCCUGGCAAAAUUCCAGCAUGGAGGAAAAGGCAACGACAGGCUGCUGCUAGCUCAGAAAAGAAGCAGUUAUAAGUUGCUUUCUGGCAAUGGUUAUUUGAGACGGCACUGAUCUUACAGUAGAUGCAGAACUAGAAUUGAGUGAAAAGAAUUGCUAGCAAAAUAGCUCUAGUUAUGUAACUCCUUUCUGAUUAAUUCAUACAGCUUCCCUUUUGCUUGGGAAUAUUUGUGAAACAAUAUAUUGCUCUCUUAGGUGAGAAUAUUGAUUCUUUUGGGAAAGAUUGAAGUGAGAUUUUGAGUUGUUAUGUAGUUCUGGAGGCUAGAGAAAAUAGUUUUGACGCUAAACAAGUGUAUGGUUACUUCUGUGCCAGAAGGCCCGGAGCUAGACUUUCUACAAUU
Messenger RNA from Rubroshorea leprosula, 3995 nucleotides. The record is from the annotation of a GenBank genome assembly. NCBI's taxonomy places the organism in Eukaryota, Viridiplantae, Streptophyta, Magnoliopsida, Malvales, Dipterocarpaceae.